GUUGAAGAUACGUUUCCCAGACAAGUUGGUAUCUCUUGUUCUGAGAGUACAACCACCAACAAACAUCAAAGGACUACCAUUGAUAUUGAUCACAUGGCGCACCCAACGUCGUUCCGGCUCACUGCCCGGGCGGCAGUGAUAUACGCACCACGUGCACAAGGGCGGAAAAUCAAACGAGAUCUCAAGGGCGAUCCGGCGCAAAGGGAGGACCAAGGAACUGGACAGACCCAUGCUGUCCUCCGGCUUUCCAUGGAAAUGCGCUCUGCCAUUGUUUUGUUCGGACACCCUUCUUUUGUUUACUGCUUUGCUGGCUUGCCUGGAACUGGGAAAUCCACCCAGGUGCAAAAAUGAACGAGCACCAGGAUGUCCUCCUCAGGCUUCGACUCCCACUGCUUCGAACACGACCAUGCUCAAUGCCCCAAGUCCUCGAUCAUCAACCUUGACGAGAAUGCCCUCAGGCAGAUUGUGGCGCGAACUUGAUAUUCCAUGCUAUCCAAGUGAGCCUCUCCUUGGAGUACGCGAGAGUCUAAGAAUCGAAGAUAGGGUGUUCUACCUCAAUCACGUGGUACCGGAGUCUCUCCAUCGCUUGACAAGUACGUCCAUAACGGCAAAUAGCUACCACAUCUCUCGUCACGCCUUCGCCGCAAAUUCCAGACAUGGUCGGCCACAGCGGCACAAGGACCAGGCAAAAGGUCAUUGCCAUAGAUCUGUUCCUCUCCUACGAGGCUCAAGGACGGCAACCUGCGCCCCUACCCUCGGCGCCGUUGGCGGCCACAAACUGGACCACUGCUCAGCAGGCUCGAUGGGCAACAGCUAGAUGCGGCGAAGAAUGGGAUGAUGGUGUCCGGGGACUAAUCGGCGCGAACAAGAAGAACACCGAGCUCACACGUCAGCGACAUGACAACAUUCCAUACGAUCAACUGAACGAUAAUAACCUACCAGCCUUCUUCAGAAGAUUAACCUGCAGUCAAGCGGGUGACCACGAAGCACGAUAAGUGCCGGAAAGGUGAAGAACUU
Messenger RNA from Exophiala viscosa, 1017 nucleotides. RefSeq lists its product as uncharacterized. NCBI's taxonomy places the organism in Eukaryota, Fungi, Ascomycota, Eurotiomycetes, Chaetothyriales, Herpotrichiellaceae. The transcript has 2 exons. Bases 230 to 817 code for a protein of 195 amino acids. The record is from RefSeq and is a predicted model, not a curated record.